UCUGAGUCAAUGGUGAACAUGUAAACGGAUUAAGAUCUUCAGAAUGCAGUGGGCUAUAUUGUUGUAUUUUAAUCAUUUUUGUUUUAUGCAAAUCGAUGUGUGAAGUGGAUCCACAAACAUUCCAUAAGAAAAUUACGGCUCUCUUACAAGCCGGUCGUCUCGUAAAUACGGCAUUACACCGGGUACAUUUAUAAAUUAUUUAUAAACAACAAAGCUAAAGUGCAAACGUGAGUGAUUAACAACACGUAAUAUAGUCACAACGGAACUAUUAUAAUUUUAUAUCAUCUGCCUGACCUUGUCACACCUUGAUUUAAGGAUUCUGUUCCACAUUUUGUUUCAGACAGCGGUCAUAAUUUGUGGCGUCAACAGGCUGUACGGACGAGGUGCUAAUACAAUAAUUGCAGCGGAGACAUCCAUCAAUCAACAUGAUCCGCGCUUCUAAAUUAUUCUUAGUGUUAUCGUUAUGGACUGUGAUUCAAUGCUCACCGUGGGACGAUGGAAGAUACAGACCCGAGAAAUAUCAAUACACAUACAACAUAUACGACGACGGAAAAUAUUAUAGACCCUUAGACGAGGGCAAAUAUAUACCGGGAGAUGAAGGACGUUACACCUACAUUUACCGACAAGGUCUCUACCCGGAUGAUGACGGAGAUUACAGAUAUGUCCACCAGGUAGGGCCCGACGGCGGCUAUGGAGGAAAUGGGGGAUAUGGUGGUAAUGGCGGAAACGGUGGCUAUGGGGGUAACGGAGGAUUUGGGGGUAAUGGCGGAUUUGGUCCAAAUGGCCCUGGCGGACCUAACGGGCCCGGUGGUCCUGGCGGUCCCGGCGGACCAAACGGUCCUGGAGGCCCAUUCGGACCCGACGGCCUCUUCCAGGAGAGGUCAAACAGCUACACUGGUAAAAGAAUAUACGCCAGCAGAUAUCCUUACAUAUAUAAAGUAAUUACAGCUUUGAUCGAAAAAUAUGUAUCAGGCGACAGCCUCCACUUUGGCAAUGAAUAUGAAGCUAGCGAUCACCAUUACAAGAAAAUAUAUGCAGACAAGGAAAUCGCCGUCAAGUGCAAGUAUUUGACUCCCAGCUUCAAAGUGAAUGAGACAUCCGAGUUCACUACACAAUAUCCACCGACUCUGAAUGUUCCUGAUGGCGAGAAGUUCGGCUCUUACUACAGUUUUAGAGGUACGAAAAUUCUGAACACCGUGACCAAUUCUUUGAAAAAUAAGUUGAAAUUGGAAUACGAAGUUUUUGUCAGAGUAGUGGAUGAAGUAGCUGAAUAAUCUGAACAUCUUAACAACAAAACAACGCAGCGGCUAAUUGCAUUCUAAACGAAUAAAGUUUAAUGAUGAAAAAAUGUUUCAUUUGUAAAUAUGGAUAAAAUUUUAGUUCAUACAUUUUCGAUAUGUUGUAAAGGCUAAAUUGUAUAUUUUAAGUAAAUGUCUAAAUAAAUAUUGGUCGUUUAAAAUA
Molecule: messenger RNA, 1461 nt
Organism: Manduca sexta (tobacco hornworm)
Lineage: Eukaryota; Metazoa; Arthropoda; Insecta; Lepidoptera; Sphingidae
Gene: CPG21
Product: keratin, type I cytoskeletal 10
Exons: 4
Coding region: 426-1274 (282 amino acids)
Source: RefSeq, a predicted model, not a curated record